Molecule: messenger RNA, 606 nt
Organism: Rhizophagus irregularis DAOM 181602=DAOM 197198
Lineage: Eukaryota; Fungi; Glomeromycota; Glomeromycetes; Glomerales; Glomeraceae
Source: RefSeq, a predicted model, not a curated record
AUGUCAUCGACUGAAAUGUAUGAAAAUGAUAUUCAACAACGAAAUUACUGCCCAUAUCCGCCUGGAAUUAUCCCUUGCGUUGAAUGCAACACGACUAAAGAUAACAAUGAACACGUUGGAUUGCGUGCUUCUCACAAUACCGUUAUUUUACAAUUGAUCACAGACCAUGAAGUAAUCUUAUUUAAUUUGAUCAAAGAUGCGGUUGAUACUCAAGAUUAUGGUCUUGAAGCUACUAUUAGGGGAUCAAGACUUUUUGACAAAAAUUUGACCAAUUCUUUACCAAAACAUCAUCCUUUUUAUCUUUUAAUUUACCAUCAUUUGAUCCUGAGUGACCUCACAUCUAUUUUAUACAAUUAUAUUCUGAAAAAGAAAACACGUUUUCGUGUAUUCAUAGAUUUUAUGAAUAUCAUUAUGGAAAAAAUCAAUGCGUCCAUUUGGAAUCGUCGAAAUCUUAUAAGGAUCCAGAGACCUCGGACGAGGUUACUACUCAAGAUAGAACACGACGUUCUAAUACUUAUCGACGAAUUACAACCACCCCUUACUGUCGCAGUGGUGGAUUUUUUAACAACAAAGCCCAUAUUAGGUGGACAUCAAGAAAUAACUUAG